GUGUGUGUGUGUGUGUGUACGUGUUCGAUCUGGAAGGUGGAGGAGAGAAAGCGUCUUCCCUUCCACCUGAGUGAUCACGCAUGCGUAGACCGCCUUGGGUCCCCGCCUCUCUCUCUCUCUCUCUCUCCCUCCCUCUCUCUCUCUCUCUCUCUCUCUCUCUCUCUCUCUCUCUCUCUCUCUCUCUCUCUCCCUCCCUCCCUCUCUCUCUCUCUCUCUCUCCCGCACACACGCACGCGCUCGCACGCGCGCACAGCCGGUGUCGGUGUUUCGGUUCGUUUCGUAGUGCGCGCUCUCUCUUUUGAUGCCGAGCCGCGUCACUCCGACCCGGUAGACCCGGUAGACCUGGACCUAGACCCGGUAGACCCGGUAGAUCCGGUAGACCCGGUAGAUCCGGUAGACCCGGUAGACCCGGUAGACCCGGUAGACCCGGACCCUUCCGCUCCACCGGAGCCGCUCAAUCCGCGUUCUCGUCUCCUGACCUUUGACCCUUUCACGACCUUUCCGAUGUUCCCAAAGCGAUGACCCGACUUCACCGUCGCCGCCAUGGUCGCCCGUUACCAAGGUGACCUCUGCGCCUGCCAGAAAACCUCCGCCUUACCCUCUCUGCUCGCGUCCAAUCGGUGGCGGGGAUGCACGUGAUGGGCAGCGUCUCCCCGGCCAAUGAGAGGGAGGCUUUCUUCCUCCAGGUGGAAGAAACUCCUGCUCGUCCUCCGUCUGGAUCUUCUGAUAAUGAAGGUGACCAGAGGUCACCGGGUCCUCCUCCUGCUCCUCCUCCACCUCCUCCUCCUCCUCCUCCUCCUCCUCCUCCUCCUCCUCCUCCUCCUCCUCCACCUCCUCUGAUGCCAGGGGACCCGGUAGGAGGCGGCAAGAAGAAGAGGAGGGUGAGGAGUUUCUUUUGGAAAACCAUACCUGAGGAUCAGGUGAAGGGGCGGAGCAACCUGUGGACUCAGGGCCGUGUGCAGCAGCAGUACCAGAUCGACGUCCAGACAAUCGAGGAGCUGUUUGGUCAGAACGCCAAGGCCACGCCCACCAAGGGGGCGUCGACCAGAAGCUCGUUCAGAGAGGCCAAAGAGGAGGUCUCCAUUCUCGACUCUAAACGAGGGAUGAACAUCGGGAUUUUCCUCAAACAGUUCAGGAGGCCCAAUCAGACGAUAGUAGACGAUAUUCACCAUGGCAACAGUGAGCCAUACGGGGCGGAGCCUCUGAGAGAGCUGCUGAAGCUGCUGCCGGAGGCCGAGGAGGUGAAGAAGCUGACGUCGUACCAAGGAGACAUCGCUAAGCUCUCAUUGGCCGAUUCCUUCAUUUACCUGUUGAUCCAGCUCCCCAGUUACUCGCUCCGCAUCGAGUCCAUGCUGCUGAAGGAGGAGUUCCCCGGAGCGAGUGAGGUCAUCAAACGAGACAUCGACAUCCUCCACGCCGCCACCAAAGAGUUGAUGAGCUGUGAGGAGCUCCAUGCUGUUCUCCACUUGGUGCUGCAGGCCGGAAACCUGCUGAACGCGGGAGGUUAUGCAGGAAACGCAGUGGGUUUCAAGCUGUCGUCCCUUCUGUCUCUGGCCGACACCAAGGCCAACAAACCGGGCAUGAACCUGCUGCACUUUGUCGCUCUGGAAGCCCAGAAGAAAGACAUCAAGCUGUUGGAGUUCCCCCUGAAGUUGAAUCACGUGCAGCCUGCCGCCAGGAUCUCCUUGGAAACGCUGGACGCCGAUCUUCAGUGGCAGACGUCUCGCACGCGCUCAGUAGAGGAGAACGUCCAGAGAGACGCGGAGCUGCUGCAGCAGCUGGGCGGCUUCCUGCAGUCGGCCACCGCGUCGCUCAGCUCGCUGCACGGCCACCGGCUGCAGCUGAAGACGGACGGCAGCGAGCUGAUCGACUUCUUCUGUGAAGACCGAGAGACGUUCAGGCUCGACGACUGCUUCAGCAUCUUCAACAGCUUCUGCUGCAGGUUCAGCGCCGCGGUCAAGGAGAACACGGAGCGCGAGGCGAAGGAGGCGUCCCGCCGCCGGCGUUUACAGGAGCUGGAGGAGCAGAAGAGGCACUCGUGGUCCGGCAGCGAGGAGGUCGACGGGGCGUUCGGGUUGCGCUGCCGCAGCGAGGCGGACAUGUCGGCCGCCAUGUCGCCGCACGACGGCGCCCGGCUGCUGGUGGAGCUCCUGUCGCCGAAGUCCGGUCUGCGCUCGCCCUUCGGGGACUCCCACAACUCUCUCGGACGCCCGCGGCGAGCCAGGAACUCUUCGUCCGGCUCGUCGGUUGUCUUUGCCGAGCGCGAACUGAGCGCUCUCCUGGGGUCGCCGACCCCCGACCACAAGGAGGCAAGGACAUUUUUUCCAUCGGCCUCUCCCGGUAGUCUGGGACUCUCCGCUAACGCACGACCGCAAAGUCCAAGGGCCACAUCGUUCAGCUUUCCCCAAAACCCUCCCGAGACGGCGUUGAGCACACACAACCAAUCGACCGCCACUUACCUCAGCAACGACGCUCAAAACGCCAACAAUCUCGUGAUCAUAGUCACAACUACCUCUGAUUCCAACCAGGAGUCCAACCACAACAACGACAGCGAAGAUCGACUCGCCGUUGGGGAACUCGCCAGAGUGAACAAAGCUGAGCAGGAUAUUAGAGGAAAGAUGUUUUUUGAGAAGUGCACAUUGGUGCCCGAGCUGAAAGGGUUCGACAGGACCGCCGGCGACCUCAAAGGGUCUCACUCCUCCCGGCAUUGGCGCCGGGACGAGGAGGCCGAGAGGGUGGAAAGAGAAGAGGAAGAGGAGGGACGCGAGGAACAGGCGAUAGUGUGGUGCGUGACAGGUGUGUGCGAGGCUGCCGGCGAGCUUGCGAACGCCGCCGACACCCGUGCACGAGCUGAGCACGACCAUCGCGGAGGGAGCCAGCAGGCUGCCCAAGCCAAUCGCACGCCUUCAGAACCUCAGCCGGCCAAUGAGAAGCCAGUGCCUGAACCCAUCAGCAGCCAACCGGUGCCUGUCCCUCGCCGCAACGAUCCGUCACACCCCGCCUCCUCCCCCAUGUGGCGCCGUGCAGAGCCUUCAGCGGCCAAUGGGGCUAAAAGAACAGCCAAUCAAAGGGGAGAAGCAAAGGGCUCCACCAAUGAGAAGAGAGAUGUGAGGACAGAACAAUCAACAGGCGACAGGAGCAGAAACACAUCCGCUUCCUGUCGCCCAGUAGCAGCUUAUUCCACGAAUGGAAAGGCGGGAUUGGCAAAUUCGUCCAAGUCGUCCACCAAGAACCUCCCUACCUCUAAGACUCGACCCGCCGGGACGAAACCCUCCGCCACCGCGCCCGCCGCCAACAAGUCCGUGCCUGUCCGCACCCUCACGAACUCCGAGAACCAGAACAUGAGGCGCGUCCUGCCGAUCUCCAGGACCAACCGAGGCGUUCCAGCUCUGGGCAAACAUCCCGAGAAGCCUCCCGGCUCCUCCGGCACCGCGGCGCUCGGCGGUCACCCCGCCUCCAGCCUCCUAAACGGCACCUCCCUCCGACGAGGAGAGCGGCCAUCGACCGCUCCGUCGUCCCGCCGCUCCAGCGUCCACAAGGCGCCGGACCCCAGGGAUCCGAGAGACCAGAAGGUUUCGGGUCCUCGUGAGCAUAACCAGGACGCGCAGAGGAGGCCGUCCACCCGGAAGCCUUUAGCUAAACCCAAACCGCCGCCGGAGGAGAAGAUGUGUCGCUCCACGCUGCGGUCGCUCACUCAAGGAAGCGGUGGAGGAGGCAGCGUCAGUGCUCCUGUUACUCCUUCCCACAAAGCCGGUACCCCUUCGCCAUCGCCGCUUCCUGGUUUCACCCGAUUGACUGCCUCUUCUUCUUUCAGACGAACCCACACCACGCCCACUCCUCCUCCUCCUCCUCACGCUGGCUCAGUGUCCUCCCUUAAACCCUCCCUUAAAUCCUCCCCGAAGACCUCCUCCUCCUCCAUUUCUCCUUCCAUCACCUCUUCGCCUUUCAACAGAACCAGCUCGCUAAGAGUCCCCUCCACCUCCACGUCCUCUGAACUUCUCAAACCUUCCUCCUCCUCCUCUUCGCCGAGGAGGUCUCAGAGCAUCAGGGCGCCUCCUCGGUUGCCGCUCCACGACUCGCUGGUUCCCCCUAAAGGCCACCGGCGGAACGACAGCGGCACCUUCUCCGACAAGUCAACUCACUCCAGGGACUCGGGCAAGUCCACCAGGCCGGGCUGGAGAUAACAGGAGGCAUCUGAAGAUGCAUUUCAACACAAAGUCUAAGUGGCUCCUCCUCUUUCCUUCUUUACUUGGAGGUAAAGGAUACAUUCCAACAUGAAGAACAGACCUCUAUUCAUAUAGGAGGAAAGGAAAAUUAAAAAAAACCUCCAGUUCAGCUGGAGGUUUGGUUUGGACGUAUUUUAGAGUUCGCUAUAUUUUUUAUAUUUUCUCCGCUUUACCUUCCUACCUUUAAAGCCACCAGACUCCAUUGACAAACAGUGAUUUAACCUCUCAGAGCACAGGAGCUGCCGGUCAACCACUGCAUCGAUCGGUUGGUUUGUUUGCGUUGUUGUGAGACUUCCAGGCGAGAUAACGGGUUCCAGUAAGUGCUGUCUGACAGCGAGGUGGUGAACACAUUAUGAAUAUGGGGAAGUAACUCCUCCCAAAUAUCCCUUUUAAAGGAUGAAGGACGUUCUCGCACAACAACUUUAUUUUAUGCCUUAACUUUUGGUGGUGCACCUUAAACUUUACACGUGGCCUGAUUUAAAAUAGAAAUGAUGUAAUUGUCUUUAAAUAAAAACAAUAGAUCCAUAAAUCACAGAGAAUCGUGUAGUUUAAAGACGAGGAGACAUUUUAAAGCGUCUCUGAUUCAAAGUGGGAGGAGUCUGCAGUGCCAUGUUUGUUCAUAGGAGGAUCUUUGUAUGUUUAUGUUUCUCUAUUUAUGUAGGUAUGAUGUCAAUAUUUGAUAUAUGUAUAAAUAUGUAUACGAUCUACUAAUUAAAAAAAUAUUCCUCAAA
Cyclopterus lumpus (lumpfish) is the source of this 4957-nucleotide messenger RNA. RefSeq names its product FH2 domain-containing protein 1-like. The transcript has 14 exons. Bases 630 to 4184 code for a protein of 1184 amino acids. Lineage: Eukaryota; Metazoa; Chordata; Actinopteri; Perciformes; Cyclopteridae. The record is from RefSeq and is a predicted model, not a curated record.